GAUUUGGGUAUCUCCUAAUUGAGGAGGGUCAAAAUACUGAUUGCCAAGUGAAUCCUCCUCAGUCAGCCUGUUGGAUGUCUCUGAGAAUUUAAGAAGUCAUGGCGGAAAAUGAUGCAAUGCCAACCUUACCAAAAAAGUGUGGCCCGUACAUUUCAUCUGUAACCAGCCGUGGCAUGAAUUUGGUAAUUCGUGGUAUAGUGCUGUUUUUUAUUGGCGUAUUUCUUGCAUUAGUAUUAAACUUGCUUCAGAUCCAGAGAAACGUUACUCUCUUCCCCCCUGAUGUGAUCACAAGCAUCUUCUCCUCAGCUUGGUGGGUACCACCUUGCUGUGGAACAGCGUCAGCUGUGAUUGGGUUAUUGUACCCAUGCAUGGACAGACAUCUGGGAGAGCCACAUAAAUUCAAGAGAGAAUGGUCCAGUGUAAUGCGAUGUGUAGCUGUCUUUGUGGGAAUAAAUCAUGCCAGCGCCAAAGUGGAUUUUGCCAACAACAUCCAGUUGUCUCUCACAUUAGCAGCCCUGUCAAUUGGACUGUGGUGGACGUUUGAUAGAUCACGAAGUGGCUUUGGUCUUGGAGUAGGAAUCGCUUUCCUGGCCACGUUGGUGUCACAACUUCUGGUCUACAAUGGAGUUUAUCAAUACACAUCUCCAGAUUUCCUUUAUGUUCGUUCCUGGUUGCCAUGUAUAUUUUUUGCUGGUGGAAUAACUAUGGGCAAUAUUGGCAGACAGCUGGCAAUG
Tauraco erythrolophus (red-crested turaco) is the source of this 734-nucleotide messenger RNA. The record is from RefSeq and is a predicted model, not a curated record. Lineage: Eukaryota; Metazoa; Chordata; Aves; Musophagiformes; Musophagidae.